AUGUGUAUGAGCAAAGCUUGGAGCAAUGCAUCACAGCAAUGCCCAGCACACCCGGAGGUCUUGACCGAGUACUCGCAGAGCCGGGCCACGGUGCGCUCAGAGAAUGAGAGCUUGGCCAUGUCUGCCCACAAGUUCCUGGGUACUGCAGCCGACGAGCCACAUGAGCAGUCGCUGGAUGUUCGUCAGGUUACACUGCCGCCCGUUUCUCCUGGCGCUGGCUCCGGCUCGGCCACAGCGUUGAGGCCGCGUGUGGUCUUCUUGUCUUGCUUAUGCACGGGUGUACAAGACAUCGGCGUGUCACCUCGCCUGCCUGUAAUUGCAGAUCUGGUGCACCGCCUGAAGUCGGCGCCCCGCAUCAACCAGACGGACGAGGAGAUUGUGCACAGCAAAAGCGUGACGGUCAGGUUAGCUGUUAGCUGGUGGCACCCCUCUAUCGCACGCUACGCCACGCCAAGGGCUUCGGAAGGGCAGCGGACAGUCUUCACAUCUUACCGGCUACCGGCCUUCUUUCGCAGGGCGCAGCCGGGAAGAGCGUGGGUGGCUGUGGCCGUAUGUCACAGGGAGCAGCAGCGACUGGCACAGCGCCGGGCGGACAUGGCCACGGAGUGCUUUGACCGCUUAAUCAUCGAGGAUGAAGAGAAGUAUGAGGCCACAAAGCUGCGGGAAGCGAUGCAUCAACUCUCCAUGGAGGACGAUCCGACGCGUCCACGCCGUAGCGCCACCCCGGCAGCGGUGCCUUUCUCCUCCGGCACGCGAUCGAACGGGUUCGACAAGGCCACGUCUAGCCGUGGCUUUGCAUCAACCAUGCGUUCGACCACAUCGCGUGUUAGCCACGCCGACCGAGAGGAGGCGGCCAGAGACAAAGUGCUUGGCACUAAGCGCGACUUCGAGAUCCACCGGACUGAGGUGCUCACAAAGAGCGUGGAGCACGACCGGGCCUUGAAGGACCGGGUCCUCGAGCAGCAGGCUGCAGUCAAGUGGAGGAUGGCCAGCCGACUCUUGGAGGAGCGGCUCCGCUGGCGCCUGAAGUACAACCAGGCCAAGGGCGUCAUGCUGCCAGGGCGUUAA
Symbiodinium natans is the source of this 1068-nucleotide messenger RNA. The record is from the annotation of a GenBank genome assembly. Lineage: Eukaryota; Dinophyceae; Suessiales; Symbiodiniaceae.